Molecule: messenger RNA, 765 nt
Organism: Danaus chrysippus (African queen)
Lineage: Eukaryota; Metazoa; Arthropoda; Insecta; Lepidoptera; Nymphalidae
Source: the annotation of a GenBank genome assembly
AUGUCGCCCACAACUCUGAAACCUCAUAACAAACAAUGCCAACUCAACUGUUUAAUAAACGACAAUAUCGUCAAAGUCAUAGUUGGACAACGAAAAUUAUGUUCGAUUAUAAUUGUUGUCUUCAGGUUACCACAGCUUGCCGUCUCUGCGAAGAUAUUGUGCCUCCUGAUGGUGGUGAUUUGCGGCGCGGUGCCAUCGAUUCGAUCGGUUCGCCUCUACAGCCAGUGCUCGCACAUGUAUGUGAACGUGUUCCAAAACGGCACUGUUAUGGCCCUCUCCGAUGGAAACGAUCAACCGAAUCUCACCAUCAGCACACGCGGAGUGAGUCUAGAUCUGCUCAUCCACUCGCCUGUGCAGGACAUGUACCUGUGCUUCAACCGCUCGCGUUUGGUCGGCAGGAGAUUGACGAGAUUCCAAGCCGAAAGACAACCGACUUGUCUCUUCAAAGAGGAAUUUGUGGACGGCUACAACAGAUAUCAUUUGGUGAAGAACAAGGAUCGAUACAUAGGCUUCAACAGAAAGGGAAUACAAAUGAGACGCGGGAAGAGUCACAUUCCCGAUCGACAGCACAAGUGUUUCUCGUUUAUAAAGCAAGCCCACGACUUCGACAUCAACAGACACAACACUAUGAUAGCCGGCGAUCCUCCCAAGUGGCGCCCGCAGCGUAGACAACGGCCACCGUCGCAGAACUCCAUAAAAACGCCCUGCCACCUCCGCCACAAUCAUGGCAGGCAUCAGAGGCGGAGGAACUGCGAGGGCACGUAG